This is a messenger RNA of Lactuca virosa, 739 nucleotides long. The record is from the annotation of a GenBank genome assembly. Lineage: Eukaryota; Viridiplantae; Streptophyta; Magnoliopsida; Asterales; Asteraceae.
CGAUAAAUUUGGACCAACCUCCAAACACUUCGUGCGGUCGUUCGACAAACAUGCAUCUAUCCAUUUCCUCUCCCUCCUAUAUAACAAUAUAUCCUCCUUCAUUUCACUCUACGUUCAUCAAAUCAUUGAAAUAGACAAGGGAAGUAAGAUAGCAUAUCUCAUAGCAACGUAUUCAACGAAAUGUCUUCAACAAAAGUAACAGGAAUAGGAAUGAUGAUUCGCAGGCAUAAUCUCCUUUACGCCUCAAGACCUGCUCUCUUCGCCAAUGGUCAGUUAGGCGGCGGUUUCGCCUCCUUCUCCGACUCUGAUUCUCGCCCUGAGGAUGAAGGUAAUGCACUGGCAGAUAGGGCAAAUCAAACAAUGGGGAAGAUGAUGGGUGCAGCUAAAGACACCAGUGAGAACGUUAAAGAUCGAGUCACCGGAACUAACACCAGCCACCCAAGUAAGGACCCAGAGCUUAAUCAUGGCGUUGAGAAGACCGAUAAUAGCUGUGAAGACGUGAGGGAUCGACCCGGUGGAUACAGCUGAACCAUCGGAAUCAAUGGAGUUGGCUCGACUUUCGUUUCAUCAAAAGGAUUCAUCGGAAUCAAUGGAGUUUGCUCACUUUUCCUUGAAUAAAAUAGCAUUGUAUGUGUUAUUAUUUUGUCUUCUAUAUAUAGUUCUUGUAAAUAAAAUGAAAUACGGUUGCUGUUAUUAUUAUAUACUUCUCUUCUUUCUCUUGUGUUGUAUAUUUUAGGUC